This is a messenger RNA of Pollicipes pollicipes, 2435 nucleotides long. RefSeq names its product putative methylthioribulose-1-phosphate dehydratase. The record is from RefSeq and is a predicted model, not a curated record. Gene Ontology annotation, molecular function: methylthioribulose 1-phosphate dehydratase activity; metal ion binding. Gene Ontology annotation, cellular component: cytoplasm. Lineage: Eukaryota; Metazoa; Arthropoda; Thecostraca; Pollicipedomorpha; Pollicipedidae.
GGAUACUAUUUGGGACACGGUCGAUAAAGCUCGGACUCCAGACCCGAAGUGCCCCGAGCGUGGUGGGGGGCGGGUGAUGCAGCGCUGGGAGUCGUGCGCCUAGUGAUAUGGAAGGAGCGCAGAACGAAAGCAUGAGGGAAGUAGCGAGCGCGGCCAUCGACAGCGCCGAGGCUCAGGCGUCUGCAGCGGCGCCGGCCGAGCGGGAUGACCAGGACGACCCGGAGCACCCUCGCCAGCUGAUCCCGGCGCUGCUGCGCCAGUUUUACGGCCUGGGCUGGGUGACGGGCACCGGCGGCGGCAUCACCAUCCGCCGGGGCGAUCACAUCUACAUCGCCCCCUCGGGCGUGCAUAAGGAGCGCGUGCAACCGGCCGACCUGUUCGUGCAGACUGAGGACGGCCACGACGUGUACGUGCCGGGCCGCGGGCUGCGGCGCAGCGCAUGUACGCAAACCUUCCUGCUGGCGUAUCGGUUGCGCGGCGCCGGCGCCGUCAUCCACACGCACUCGGAACAGGCGCUGCUGGCCACGCUGCUGCACCCGGGCGGCGAGUUCCGCGCCACGCACCUCGAGAUGAUUAAGGGCGUGUACAGUUACACGCUCGGCCGCUGCCUGCGCUACGACGAGCGACUCGUGGUGCCGAUCAUCGAGAACACGCCUCUCGAGGAGGAGCUGGUGGAUUCGAUGGAAGCUGCCAUGCUGCGCUAUCCGGCGACGCCGGCCGUGCUCGUGCGCCGCCACGGCCUGUACGUGUGGGGCGACACGUGGCAGCGCGCCAAGGCCGUGACCGAGUGCCUCGAUUACGUGUUCCAGGUGGCGGUGGAGAUGCGGCGGCUGGGGCUCGACCCGGACCGGGCGCCGUCUCCCGCCAGCGGCAAUGGCCCCGGCAAGAGUGGUGGCAGUCCCGUGUAGGACGGCGGCGACGACUGAGAGAGGCCGACACUGCGGGCUGGCACGCGCCAGUACUGUAUGCGGGGUACGGGGUUACGGGGUAUAUGCUAGAACACUGCAGGGUUGACAGCAACUGGCUGAAGCUGAGCCUCUACCAGCCGGUUUUUACAAAACUGGCAGAACCGGAUAAAACUCGUCAGGCUGACGGACGACAACUGGCAGAACUGGGUAAAACUCGUCAGGCUGACGGACGACAACCGGGAGAACUGGGUAAAACUCAUCAGGCUGACGGACGACAACUGGCAGAACUGGGUAAAACUCGUCAGGCUGACGGACGACAACCGGGAGAACUGGAUAAAACUCGUCAUGCUGACGGACGACAACUGGCAGAAACGGGUAAAACUCAUCAGGUCGUAAGCGCAUUUGUGGUGAAUAAAGGCUUUUGAAAAGUGCUUAAGUUAUUUAGAAGUAUUAACACAGCAGUUAGUAAGAGCAAUCCACAGGUUGUUCAUAAGUGGGUGGCGGAAAUGCAUGGGUAGGAUGCAUUCGUUGACGAUGAGGUAAUAGUGAAUAUUCAGAACAGCGUGAUAUCAUGCACGUUGUCUUUUAUGCAAUGCAGGCGUACAUGGCAGGUUUCAGAUGAUAAAAAUGCAUAUGGUGAAUGCGGCAACAUUGUGCAUUGCCAAUCAUGCUUAGAAACGACUGGAAAAGGGAGCAACCUGUUAUCUAAGCAAAACACCGUUUUGCCUACACACCUACACCGCAGUUUAACUAAACGCUCAUCGGUUCUGUCAUUAUAUCGUUACAGUGCGAGCAUAUAUGCUCCCGCUGUAUAUGUUUCUUAAUAUACGAAACAUACAUGCAGGACAAACUUUUUGUUCAGCCAAACAUACUAUGCGUAGCUUUUGCUGCGAGCCAUAAUUAAACUAAAUUAGAAUGUUUAAUAGUGCUUCCGACUUCCGCCACCGUUUUGCAUUUGAAUAUACGCCUCACAAAAUUAUCGUUGCUGUCAUGAGCUUGUAGUUUUUAGCUAACAAUCAACAGCCCUCAUUAUUUUAGGAAGUACGGUCUAAACGACUCCAUGAAACUAACAUUGGUCAUCUAUAUAAAACUCCACGUUCCAAGUUGUUACAAUAAUCAUUGUUACGAUUUGUAACUAUGACUACACUUACGGUCGGUGUCCGGCAAAGAUUUGAUUGAGAAAAAUCGACUAAGAUAAGUCGGAUUGGAAAAAACCGAAAGGUUUUCGUACCUCGACGAUAGUAACGAAAGUAGAGGUGGACAAAAUUCGAAAGACCAAAAAUCCACACGGGCAACAUUCGACAGGAAUGAAAGCCAAGCCAUACAAGAUCAGGAAGGCAACCAAGACAAAAAAUUGUCUGCGCAUGAAGAGACAUUUCCACGAGGACGGUUACAUAGUUGAGCAAUUAAAUACCUUUGUGCACUACAAAUAAUGCAUGAGACAAUUUUCUUAAUCUGCUUGUUGAUGCUCCCAUGGAUUGUAAACGUAACCUUUUGUGUGCGACCGAAUAUAGCCGAGUGAACAGA